CUGCUUGUACCCUAGACUUCGCAUCGUUUGAACUGCCCAAUUGAGUGCUACUGCCUCCGUUUCUAUAUAUUGGUUGAUCCUAGUCUCUGAAAGCUCUUGGCUCCCGCCCAUAGCAACCUUCCCAUAUGGCCUCGAUUCACCCAACUUACUCCACUUCUCUGUCUAUCUUUACUCCAAGCGCCAUAUGUAUUGCACUUGAUGCAUUGUUGUGGUGGGGGUUUCCAUUUGAUGUUCCGGUUGUUGCUGAUUGGGCGUUUAACCUCUGCAAUUUCCUCCGCUUUUAUACCUCUCCAUUCCUCCAUAUAUUCAAUGGCUUUGUUGACAGUGUUUUCCUGUUUGGCGUUGUGUAGUCUUUCCCAUUACAUAUCCGCCAUUUUGUUGUGCUUCCUUUGAUUUUCUGUAUUUUCUAUAUUUUCUUAUUUCUUAUUACAUAUGUAUUUUAUAUGCCGACCUAGUUGUAUGUCGGCCGACCCAUUUAGCAAAAAUAGAUAAUAAUAUCUCUUUCUAAUAUUGUCUUGUUUCCUUUCUUUCCAAUCAAUACGAAGGAAACUUCCAGAUGUCACAAGCACAACACCUUACCAAACUAUAUGGCGCUAGUUACACGGGAGGGACUGAAUCUGUCCCACAGGGUGCGUGUUAUUUGUGUCUUUUUCAUAUUAUUGUGAUCUUCGAAGAAUUGAGAUAUAAAUAACUGAAAGUUUUUUAACAGAAAAAGAGAGAUAUAACCGAAAGUAAUCCACAAUACCGACUUCCUGGAAUAUGUUUGUUUAUAUUGUAUUUUGAUGAUAACUGAGAUGAAGCAAAGUUGGUAUAUAUUCUUAAUAUUAAAUUAAAAGAAAAUUCUCAAAAAAUGUAUUUAAAAAUCUGACUUCUGAGUAUUGUUUUCUUUGCAAAAUUUAGAUUCUGAAAAUCUUUGAAAUCAUGAUUCAUUUUGUAAAUUUGCAGUCUAGUCUUUUGUUUAGAAAAAAAACGCUUGCGGAAAAAUACAAUACAUACAGUGAAGAAACAAGUUAUUUUCAAGAAUACGGUGUAAUACAAUCAUUUCGAAAGCGAGACCGUUGAGAUGCAAACAGCCGACUCUACAUUGAUCACCCACCUACAAAAAAAACAUUAAUCACCUACUGGCUUUAGUUAAAAUAUGACGAUAUAAAGGAUUCGAAAUUAAGCCGAUCAAAGAUUCGACUUGCUGGUAAUUGGUAAAUCAAUAAACAAAAGUCUAGCGACGCGGCGUUCGAGUGUGAAGGAUUACAUUUUUUUGCUUUAGAAUUUAUAUGUAUUCUGGUUCUGUAAAAAAAUGGUCGAUGAACUUUUCUACCGUGGAGUGAUACGUUUUUAAUUCUUCUCUUACACUUUAACCGGAUGGUGCGAUUCUUUGCAUAUGCCUAUUUUAUAUAUAUCAUGACUAAAUAGUUAAAUCCAAGGGUCCAUAGGAAUAACACGAGAUAAAUCCAAAGUAGUUUAGAUAAAUCCAAAUUGUUUUAAGAUAAAUCCAAAAGUUAACCCAUCAUGGAUUUCAUGGCCAUAACGUUUCUAUCAUUUUCUAAGUUUAAUUAUGAUUGUAAGUAGAAUACUGCUUCUUUAUUUUUAGUGACUUCUGCUUGAUUAAUCAACCAACAUUGAGAAAUUAUUUAAUCAAUGGUGCCUAUAGUGAUUGCUUAUUACUACACCACACAUAUAUGCAUGGGCGGAUUUAUAAACAUUUUUAGUCAGAAUACAGUAUUAAGAUUAAAAUUAAAAUCUAGACCAGGGGGCACUUUUCUAUGUUCACUAAAUAGGAAGAUUUUAAUCAAAAUCAUUCAAAUUAAUUAAGAAAAAAGAAGUAGAAGACACGUGAUCCUAUACCGCAUAAUGUUCGUCCGCCCCUAUAUAUAUGUGAUAACUAUAGUAUGGGUAUAUACAAACACGUCUCACGCCUGAAAAAGAACAAAACACAUUUGUUUCUAACAUUACAAAUUGUCCCUCCCUCUCUGUGUCCUGUUAGAACCAUAUUCAUGAUGUCGAGAUCAAACACAGUCCUGUGUUACUCUCUGGCCGCACUGCUGGUCCUAACACUGGCGGGCUCGGUCAGAAACGGUCAGCUCCUCGGAGAUGGUGAAGAUAAUCUUCCGGCGAUGGAGACGAAGGGAAGAAGAAGCUGUGAGGUUUGGAGAGGGAAGCAAAUGAUGGAGAGGCCAUGUGAGGAGAUAUAUAUGGUUGAGGAAGGGGAGACGCUUCAUAGCAUCAGCGACAAGUGCGGCGACCCGUUUAUCGUGGAGCGUAACCCGCAUAUCCAUGACCCGGAUGAUGUUUUCCCGGGUCUCCUCAUCAAAAUUCAAAUCAACCUUCCUACUUCAUAACAAAUUAAAAAUAUGAUGUCGUUUUCUGUACAUUAUGCUUACAUAUUUUCUCCCUUAAAUUAUUCUUCUUUGUUUUCUUAUUGUUUGUUUUUGUUUCUGUAAGUUUAGAUUUUUCAAUGAAACUUUUUUUUGUUUGUUACUGAUUUUUAUUUUAUUAUAUAUGAUUGGUCCAAACAAAAACUGAUACAUUCCUAAUUGGACAACUAGAUUUGUAUUCCUAUCUUUUCUUGUUGGUCAAAGUUUUAAUUACAUCUUUGUUUCA
Molecule: messenger RNA, 2598 nt
Organism: Brassica rapa (field mustard)
Lineage: Eukaryota; Viridiplantae; Streptophyta; Magnoliopsida; Brassicales; Brassicaceae
Source: RefSeq, a predicted model, not a curated record